This is a messenger RNA of Trichogramma pretiosum, 1265 nucleotides long. It is a transcript of the gene Scox, whose product is annotated as protein SCO1 homolog, mitochondrial. The coding region runs from base 290 to 1117 and encodes 275 amino acids. NCBI's taxonomy places the organism in Eukaryota, Metazoa, Arthropoda, Insecta, Hymenoptera, Trichogrammatidae. The record is from RefSeq and is a predicted model, not a curated record. Gene Ontology annotation, molecular function: copper chaperone activity; copper ion binding. The transcript has 4 exons. Gene Ontology annotation, biological process: intracellular copper ion homeostasis; mitochondrial respiratory chain complex IV assembly. Gene Ontology annotation, cellular component: mitochondrial inner membrane.
UACUGCAUGUGACUGUGACGACUUGCGCCUGCUAGUGCAAUGCUUGCUGACAUAAAGAACUAUCAGUAAAUAACAAGAUUCGAAGCUUUCCUCGAAAAUCUCAUGUGUUCUUGGAUAUACCGUCGUUGCGAGUGCCCAAGUGAAAAAGAGUCGAGUUUUGUACAUGACAUCAAACGACAAUUGCGAACUCGCUUUUGAGACAUUGACAUUUUGAAGAGGUCUUUUUUAGCGUGUUUCUAACCUACGGAAUACCGACAAUUAGUCGAUUUACCGUUUAAAUUUAACCAAAAUGUUUAAAUUACUCACGCGUUCGUGUGUUUCGUUACCUCAAAAGUGUUUGAGAAACCUGCCGGUACAGAAACGAAAUAUAAACACAUCUUUCAAAUUACUCGGAGAACUAAAUCCAAAGAAACCCGAGACUAUCAAGAAAAAAUCGCCCAUUACAUGGCUUACCGUCGCAGUUACAGGUGUUUUUGGAGCUGGUUUUAUUGCUUUUAUGUUACAUUUGAGAGAUGAAAAAGAUCGGCAACUUGCUAAAGAACGCAAACGUCAAUUGGGUAAGGCUGCUAUUGGUGGAAAAUUUGAGCUAGUGGAUCCUCAAGGAAAAUUAGUCAAAUCUGAUGAUUUUCUUGGCAAGUGGGUUAUGAUUUAUUUUGGCUUUACUCAUUGUCCGGAUAUAUGUCCAGAUGAACUUGAAAAAUUAUCUCUUGCAUCUAAGAUACUUGAGGAAGAGUAUCAUAUUGAUGUUCAGCCCAUAUUUAUCACAGUUGAUCCAACUAGAGAUACACCCGAAGCUGUUGGUAAAUAUGUAAAAGAAUUCUCCAACAAAAUUAUUGGACUGGCUGGCUCAGUUGAACAAAUAGCUAAAGCUUGUAAAGCUUACAGAGUUUACUUUAGCAAUGGACCUGCUGAUGAUGAUAAUGAUUACAUUGUCGAUCACACAAUUAUAAUUUAUCUAGUAGAUCCAGAGGGUGGAUUUGUAGACUACUAUGGCCAAACUCAUGAUGCUCAUAAAAUUGUAGAUAGUGUUGUGUUGAACAAAGCCAAGUAUGAUAGAUUAAAUAGAAGUGAAUGGUUUCCAUCGCUUGAGUUCAAUAAAAUCACACAAAGGUCGUAGUAACUUUUGAAGGUUGAAAAAUGAUGUUUUUUUUUAAACAAAUUUGAAACUGAACAUUAAUGUUUUUAGAAUCAAUUUUCAUGUACAUAUUAUAAAGUGAUCUUAUUAUAAAAUAAUUAUUUGCUAAUAAAUGUAGUUUACAGUGUUA